CAGGGCAGGUCGAGCUAGAGGCGGAGAGUUUGGAUAAUUCUAGUGAAAGCAGUGAUGGAGUAGAAAGCGAGGGCAUGAGUGAAGGGGGUGGACCGGACGGAGAGGAUAGUGAAAGACGAAAUCAGUGGAUCUACAGGAUUGCUAGGGGAAAGGCAAGACACCGUGAGAAUAAUGAUAAGGCAGCGGCCGACGGUAAAGGCAAGGGACCACUCCGUGAUAGGAAGAGAGCCACCGGUCGAAGAGCUGGGAAGGAUAAAGAUGACAGUGACAGUGAGGAAGAACUUGUUUUUGAUGGUAUGGAGGAGGAAAUUCCCAGACAGAACUUGCUGAAUUCCGCACUAAGAACGACUUACACUGCAAGGCCAACUCUUGUAAUCGAUCAUUCAAUUGCAGGAGAUAAAAUCGUGCAUACUGGAUCGUCAUCGUCCUUAUAUAAGUUCAGUUCAUUGCCCAGGAAGACAGCAGAAGAUAUCACAUACCGGGCGAAAGUUCCAGGGGUAUCUUUAUCUUUAAUCUUCUGCUUGAGUUCUGGAGACUGUCUGCGGUUUCCGAGAGAAAUCUCGGACAUCGCAGACAGCCUCCAGAACUCAAGCAGCAGGAUUGAAAUCAACACCGUAGUGACGUCAAAAGACAGCAUAAGCGAAACUCCUGGUGCAGAUGUGGAAUGA
Messenger RNA from Marchantia polymorpha subsp. ruderalis, 668 nucleotides. The record is from the annotation of a GenBank genome assembly. NCBI's taxonomy places the organism in Eukaryota, Viridiplantae, Streptophyta, Marchantiopsida, Marchantiales, Marchantiaceae.